AAGGAAGCUGACAAGUCUUUAUACAAAGAGUCGAUAAAAGGUUUAUCAUUAUAGGGUAUGGGAAGUACAUGUGAUCAAAUAUCAAGGCAUGUUUUGAUAUCGACAAUAAUACAGGUGGUAUUAUUUAACAAACCCUACACAUUGCGAUCCAGGAUAUAUUGGAAGUUACAACAGAGACCAACGAGGAAAAUGGUAUAAUUACAUGGACAACAAGCACCGCUGGUAACAUGUCAUCAUUAAGUUUAUACAUGGAGAACGUCCUCAAAGAAAGUGGCGGGUUUGGGAGAUUUCAGUUUCUCCUCUUCUCAGUUGCCAUGCCAUCCAAAUUAGGUAUGGCGUGGAGCAUGUUGAUGAUGUCCAUAGCAGGGGCCGUACCUCAGUGGUGGUGUAUGGAUGAGGAGUCGACGGGGCCCGGAAACAGUACAGUGUCGCCAAUAGACAGAUACCGAAAUGACAGUAAUUUACAUAAAUGCACAUCUCAAGGAUCCGGGAAUACGACUGAAGUGUGCCAGGCUUACCAACUUGAUGAUAGCCUCUAUACCAUUGUUAACGAGUGGCACCUGAUAUGUGAUCGGGAUGGAAUUCCUUCUACCAUUACCACCAUACAGAUGUCUGGAAUACUGGUCAGCGGGCUGAUUGCUGGACAAUUUGCUGACUACUUCGGUCGCAAACCUACCUAUUUUCUAUCAAUGUUAAUCCUUCUUCUGGCAAAUAUUGGAUGUGCCUUCUCAGUGAGUUGGGAAAUGUUUGCUGCCUUUCGCUUUUUGAUUGGUUUUGGACUCGGGUGUUACAUCACUGUUUUCUACACAUAUAUGAUAGAGUUCACUCCUACCAAGUACCGGGCCAUUAUAGUUACCAUCCCGAUCUGGCCUAUGGGACUGUGUGUGUUUGCCUUGGUUAGUUGGUGGCUCCCCAACUGGAAAGAUCUGCACAUUGCCAACGCCAUCGUUAUUGCUCCGUGUCUGCUCUUCUGGGGAUUGGUACCAGAGAGCUUUCGGUGGCUGGUGUCACACAAUAGACUCCCCGAAGCAGAGGCUGUUAUAAAUAGAAUAGCCAGGACCAACGGCAAGCCAGCGCCUGACCUCGGAGAACUUGGUGAGGUCGCAAAGUUAGAGGUUAAGAAAGAUCAAAGGCGGAUCUACAGCAUCAAGGACCUUUUCAGCUCGUUGUUUCUUGUCAAAACUACCCUCCUGCUGGCUUUAAGUUGGUUUUGCAGUUCCUAUGUAUACUACGCUAUAUCUUUUGGAGUUGAGAAUCUCUCCGGGGACAUCUACUUUAAUUUCUUCCUUAUCCAAGUGAUAGACAUUCCGGCUAUGAUACUUACGUAUAUCCUCGUUAACACAAUCGGUCGGAGGGCUUUGGCCGUAUCCUUCUACCUCCUGGGCGGGUUGGCAGGGCUAGCAGUGGCUGCUAUAGAAAUAUCAGAUAUCACCGACAAAGAUACCUUGAGGACGAUAUUCGCCCUGAUAACAAAAGUAGCAGUGGUCAUAGGAUGGUCAGCCGUACAACUUCUGACCUCAGAGUCUUAUCCUACUGUCGUGAGAAACAUUGGUUAUGGAUUGCAAAGUGCGGUGGCAAGAGCCGGAAGUAUGAUAGCUCCGAAAAUAGUAUAUCUUAACAACGACGUGCCGGGAAUUAUGUAUUUUCUAGCCGGUGGUUGCAUGUUGCUGACGGCAGUAGCAUGCGUAUUCAUGACGGAAACAAAAGGGAAAGCCCUUCUGGAUAACCUUACAAGAGACACCAAAAGUGUUGACCCGGAAAAAGAAAGACUCAUCUCGGACGACAGCCCGAAAACGGAGUAUACGGACAAUAAAACCAAUAUGAAUGUUGAUGGCGUUAGAUUUGACAACAACAGUCUAACCAAUUCCAGUAAUCUCAUUACUGCUGCAGAAAAACAAAUGGAGCAUAAAUUUUGACGAAAAAACCCCCUACUAAUACUAAAACAGUAUUCUAUUCAGCAACAAGAAGUUGAAACACAAAUCUUGAACGCAGGUGUCAGGAAUGUUUGAGAUUUUCAACUUUCACUUUCCUGUCAGGCAUGCAGUUGCCUGCCGGCGUCGGGCACCAACAUUAAACAGUGUCUCAAAAUUAUUACGUAUGGAAUGCUUGUAAAAUGCUCAAUUUUAUAAUCCUGAUAUAAAAUCAAAAUCAAAAGUGAGCAACCAUCAAGUAGCUUUCCCACCAACUUUAUAUGUUUUCACCACCGGAUUUUAGUAGAGAUUCAUCCUCUUUAUUUUAUUGCCUCCUCAAGUCUCGCAUCUUUGAAGUGGCACAACUCCCUCCCCUUGGAAUGGGUUAUGGCAAAACCAAACGCAAACAGUUGGCUAAUCCAAUCGUGAUGUUUAAAAAAAGUGAAAAUUGUGCUUAAAAGGUUAUCAAAGAGUUAUCAUUGCGCUGCCGCUCUCCCACGAUUCCAUUUUAUCAAAAAUCUGUGUGGUCACAGGUAUGCAUGACUAGUUCAUGUUGCAUUAGAGAUCAGAGGAUAAGGAAGCAUGAUAUAACAUGAUUCUGUGAGAUGCCUUUGGAUGGAAAAAAUGUAAUUGUUUACUUGUAUAUUGAUAUUAUCGUACACCCGGGUCCGUAUAUUUUUAACAACCGUUCUCAUGCUCAAGUGUGGAUUCCGUGUUCAAAUGAAUUUUCCUCUUACUUACUUACCACGUGACAUUUUCAAAGAGUAAAAUUCAAGCACUGAAAAUGGUGUUCGGCUUUAUCUAUCCCCAAAAUUCCUCCAUACCACCGAUUCAUAAAUUUAUCAGCGUAACAAUAGAUUCGGUUUCAGGACAGAAUCUAAUUUCAGCAUCGGAACAGUUCCAUGGAUACGGAUCCUGGUAUUGUUAUGAAUUAUUACAUUGUUACAAAAAAUAUCCUUAGUGGUGUAUGUCAUUAAAACUGCAAUUAUGUCGCUAUGCUUCUGCUAUAGUUUUAAGUUUUUAACAUUGGUAAUCUUUUAAAGUGAUUCCAUUUUAAUACGAUUCUCAUUGGAUACGCUAUAUUACAAUCCUAUUUAUGAACGCAUGAAUUCCAUAAUGUACAUUUGUGUUUUUUCUCAAACUUAUCAUUAUUAUGAUUAUGCCAUUUUUCCUGUCGAUGUAUUGUCACCCACCUCACCACUCCUGUUUUCACUACCGACCAGUCAGCAUUUUACCUUGUAUAUCAAAAAUGUUUGAAAGAACCAUGUGUGAUCAACUGACUGCCUUUUUAGUAAUGUUUUUCAUCCUUUCCUUGCAGUCUUCCGACCAGGAUUUGGGUGUCAAUCCACCCUGUUGCGACUUGCUGAGGAUUGGCGUCGAGCCCUGGACAACCAUGAGUAUGUCACUGCCAUACUGAUGGACCUGUCCAUGGCUUUUGACUGUCUUCCUCGUAACUUGUUGGUCGGGAAGCUGGAGGCCUAUGGCCUGAGUAAAGCCUCAGUUAACCUGGUGUCCAGCUACCUGAGCAGCAGGAAGCAGCAUGUAAAAAUUGGCUCUAAAUGCGGUGACUGGCUGGAAAUGUUGAAGGGGGUACCCCAGGGUUCUAUUUUAGGACCCUUGCUUUUUAAUGUAUUUGUAAAUGAUAUGUUUUUAUAUGUGACAUCCUGUAAAUUAUAUAAUUAUGCAGAC
Messenger RNA from Mizuhopecten yessoensis (Yesso scallop), 3599 nucleotides. RefSeq names its product solute carrier family 22 member 8-like. Gene Ontology annotation, molecular function: transmembrane transporter activity. The coding region runs from base 228 to 1916 and encodes 562 amino acids. Gene Ontology annotation, biological process: transmembrane transport. The transcript has 8 exons. Gene Ontology annotation, cellular component: membrane. The record is from RefSeq and is a predicted model, not a curated record. NCBI's taxonomy places the organism in Eukaryota, Metazoa, Mollusca, Bivalvia, Pectinida, Pectinidae.